Fundulus heteroclitus (mummichog) is the source of this 2651-nucleotide messenger RNA. RefSeq names its product potassium channel tetramerization domain containing 13 (gene kctd13). Gene Ontology annotation, biological process: protein ubiquitination; protein homooligomerization; proteasome-mediated ubiquitin-dependent protein catabolic process. Gene Ontology annotation, molecular function: ubiquitin-protein transferase activity; protein binding. Bases 513 to 1505 code for a protein of 330 amino acids. Lineage: Eukaryota; Metazoa; Chordata; Actinopteri; Cyprinodontiformes; Fundulidae. The transcript is spliced from 8 exons. Gene Ontology annotation, cellular component: Cul3-RING ubiquitin ligase complex. The record is from RefSeq and is a predicted model, not a curated record.
GAAAGAAGCGGAAGAAGAUCGUCUGGCUUUCAUUUCCGAGUGACCUAGUUAGCUUCCAGCAUUAGCAUCAGUUGAUAGUCAGCGUCUGAAACAAUGGAGAUGGCCCCAGACGAUAUUAUAAUGUGCUUAUUCGAUUAGCACAUUUAGACUGGCCAUCACAGAAGAAGCGGUACUCGGCAAAUUACAUUUAUUAGCCGGAAGCGUAUGAAACUGCAGUGCCGUUGUUAGCUUGUUUAUAUGGGAAGGUGCUUGCGGUUAAAGAGAGAGAUGUCAGUGCUAGCUGCGUCGUAAAUGGUCGUGUGUCGUUUAGCUUGUUUAUACUAGCUGACAGUGCUUGCUUUAUUUAUUAACGCUACUCUCAGAAGAAGAGUUUCCCCCUUUUAGCACCCUUGGAUGUUCAGCGUGGGGUGGGGAAGCUUCAUCCAAUUACAGAUGCAACAAUCAACUGGAAUCCGCCACUUCUUCUUUGUGGGUUCUGGUAACUAACAGUCAGGAAGUGAGCCCACAGCCCCAUGUCUGCGGAGGCUUCAGUCGGCAGUCAUGAUGCCGACUCCGUCCAGUCUGCUGUUCCCCAGCCUGCCUGCCACAGCACAGAUGAGCACAGAAAUCCGGGUCUGAUGGGGAGCAAGUACGUCAAGUUAAAUGUUGGCGGCUCGCUGCAUUAUACGACCAUCCAGACGCUAAGCAAAGAAGACAGUCUUCUGCGAAGCAUUUGCACUGGAGCAACAGACGUUACCAUAGACUCUGAAGGUUGGGUGGUUUUGGAGCGGUCUGGCCGACAUUUUGGAUUGGUUUUGAACUUCCUGCGAGACGGCUCGGUUCCACUUCCAGAAGACCACAGAGAACUUGACGAGGUCCUGAAGGAGGCCCAGUACUACAGAGUACAGGGGCUGGUCCAGCACUGCCUCAAUGUCAUGGAGAAACAACAGGAUGUUUUUGAAAGCGUGUGCCGCAUUCCAAUGAUCACAUCAGCCAAAGAAGAGCAGAAGAUGAUUGCUACAUGUAGAAAGCCAGUAGUCAAACUCCAAAACAACAGAGGGAACAACAAAUAUUCUUAUACUAGCAACUCUGAUGACAACCUGCUGAAGAACAUCGAACUGUUUGACAAACUUGUGCUCCGGUUCAACAACCGUGUGCUGUUUGUGAAAGACGUGCUCGGCGAUGAGAUCUGCUGCUGGUCUUUCUACGGCGAAGGCCGCAAGAUCGCCGAAGUGUGCUGCACCUCCAUCGUGUACGCGACAGAGAAGAAGCAGACCAAAGUUGAGUUUCCUGAGGCGCGGAUCUUCGAAGAAACACUCAACAUCCUCAUCUACGAGAACAACCGAUCCGGUCCAGGAGGGUUGCACCUUUUAGAUUCCAGAGGCUCGGGUUCGUCGCUCGGGGCUGGCCAAUCAGAGGAGGAAGGAGCCGUGGGCGGGGACAGGCGAGUGCGGCGGAUCCACGUAAGAAGGCACAUAAUGCACGACGAACGAGGACACGGCCAGCAAACCGUGUACAAGGACUAACUGUGACGACAAAUACAGCAUGGAAGAUGUUCAUUAUGUUGGUUUUUGUUUAUUUUUUUUUUGUAUGUUUGCAAAAUGAAAGCUGUUCCUGUUCACAGCAAUAGUUCAGCCUUUGCUCAUUUCCUCAAAUGUCUUUAAGCACACUCUCAGAGAUCCGGUGGUUGACUGAUUUGCAAGCGAGGAGAGAGUUUGUGAUGUUUACAGAAAAAAAAUGAUAAUUUGCGUACGUUUUUGUUUUUUUUUUAAAGUCAGCUGCGACUGAAACCUCCUGCAUGUUACUGAAUGAGCCUCGAAACCCAUUUGUCUCACAGAACAGGCCACCCGCCGUGUACAUGGGUGUAAAUAGUUUGUCCUGGCAGCUUCGUCUGUGUUUGAUAUGUAGGAAACAUUUAUCCAGGCUGUGAUGCAUCCGGUUUCUCCGUUGGGGGGGACGAUGGUACUGCUGAACCGAGGCCGACUGACAGAAGUCGGCGAAGUUGAGCCGCGACACGUUAACACUGGAAUUAAAAAGAAAAGCCAUCAAAUAGUGAAGUUGUUGAGCAGCUCGGGUUUUCUCUGUUUAAAUUAUUAUAAAUGCUGCUUUGAGCUUUUUCUUCUUCCUUUUUUUUAUUAAUUUAUGAACUUAAUUUAUUGUUUGGUAUUUAACUUUUGUAAAUGAAAUCAAUCUUUGUUACCUGAUGCUUGAGUCCUGAUUCUGCCAUUAUUGAGCGCGCUUCAUUGCGCUCAGCAGAUUUGUUUUUUAUUUGCUCCUCUAGAUUAAUACAACCGUAGCUUUUGGCUUUAGUUCAGUGUUUAAAAAAAAAAAAAAAAAGAGCUGUGACUAUUUUAUUCUGUACGUCUUUCUGAGCCAUGUUCUCUCUCCAUAUAUUUCAUCUUACACGAAAUCGCAGGAUUUAGCUUGAAUGAAUUAGCCACAGUCGGUAAAAACGUCAUGUAGACUUUACGGUGGUUUCAGGAGAGGGUUAAGGUACUGUUUUCGUUCUAAUUUUCACUAGUAGUUAACGAAGCACUCUUUUAAAGAAGGAAAAAAAAAACAUGUUGAAUGCAAAUAUGUAUGUACGACCCUUUACCUUGGAACACCUUGGAAAAUGCACUAAUUCAACUUCCGUCCUGGAAAUGUUCAAAAUAAAUAGCUUAUGAAAUCUA